AUGGCAGCGAGGUUACAAGCAUCUCUGCUCGCCGUCGUUGCAGUCAUCGCGGCGGCGGUCGCGACGCCGGCGUCCGGCGCCAACUAUACCGUUGGCGCGCCGGGGGGCUCCUGGGACCUGCGGACCGACCUCGCCGCCUGGGCGUCCUCCAUCGCCUUCCGCCCGGGCGACCAGCUCGUGUUCAGCUACGACGCGUCGGCGCACGACGUGGUGGAGGUGACCCGGGAAGGGUACCGCUCCUGCUCGGCGGCGAGCCCGGUCUCCCCCGCGCUGCGCACCGGCAGCGACGCCGUCCGGCUCGGCGGCAACGGGUGGCGCUACUUCAUCUGCGGCGAGCCGGGGCACUGCGCCGCCGGGAUGAAGCUGCAUGUCAGGGUCAGCGACGCCGAGUGCACCAGGACGAUGCCGCCACCGGCCCCGCCCGGCGCGCCGUCGCCGGGUAUCAGGCUCUGCCCGGGCGGCCCGCCGACGGUCAUCAUGACCCCUGGCGUCAUCUCCUACGGCUCCCGCGCGGCGGUGGCGCCGGGGUCUUCAGCCAGCAGCCUCACCUCUCUACUUGUCCCCAUGGUGUCUCUGCUGCUUGUUGGCCUCAUCAUUGUCUAGCUGAUUCUUUUACUCAUGUCAAUGUUGAACACAACGGCACAAUUCCAAAGAUUCAUAACAGAUAAUUAACUUGUACACAAAAAUCACUGAAUUUUACGACUGACAAAUAUAUAUGUGGCACAUAAUUAAUUUGGUAUUGUUGCUAUGGAGAAAAAGAA
Molecule: messenger RNA, 761 nt
Organism: Panicum virgatum (switchgrass)
Lineage: Eukaryota; Viridiplantae; Streptophyta; Magnoliopsida; Poales; Poaceae
Product: chemocyanin-like
Exons: 1
Coding region: 1-603 (200 amino acids)
Cellular component (GO): plasma membrane
Molecular function (GO): electron transfer activity
Source: RefSeq, a predicted model, not a curated record